AAAAUUCUCAUUAUCAAAAUGAAGAAAGCAGGUAAAACAUGGUUUCGAGCUUGGUGUUCUUUUUUCUUUGUAUGCUGCUUUAGCACCACCGAGACCAAAACCAGAACCAGAACUAGAAAUGGAAGAAAACAGCGAAAGAUCAAAGAGACUGAAUUUAUCGAAUUGACUGACCUUGGGAAAAACACUUCAUUCAAUGGAUCAUGCAAACUAUCUAGCACAACAAAGAAUGAAUCACCUGAGACAUUCAAAAAGGACACUCCAACAAGCAGCAAGACCUCAAAUAAUACCUUGAACAAAGAGUCACCUGGUCACCUUUCUGUUGAGGACUGUAAGGCCCAGCCUUUUUACCCGACCAACCCUUCUCCGCAAAAGGAGAGUCCACUUAUUCUCCAGUUUGGUCCAUUGCUAGAUUACACAGCUGACCAUUGGCCAUACUUCCCUCCAAACCUCCUGCCCUCACCACCCCUGGAGCAAAACACAACCAUGACAGAGGAGAUCUUUGGUGAUCUCACCCUGCUCAAGCCUGGUCAGUCCAUGGGAGAUGCCUGGAACACUUCAGACAUUAGAGCGGAAGAACCUUGUCGUCUUGAGGUUAUGAAGAACCAGACAGGCCUGUGGGGCAGCAGUGUGCAACGCCAGCCUCAGCAGACUUCACCAGGCAAUCACCUCAGCCACGCCCUGGGCCAGUAUCUGGACUCCACCACCAUACCGAUGACCUCUGACCUCCAGAAACUGGGCCUGACCUCUGAUUUCAUGAAGGUGCCUGAGGAGAUGCUGUUUAUAGAGGUGUGGGACCUCGGGGAGGGCGCAGGGGACCAUCGCUAUAAGGCCAAGUGGGCAAUUACCGAGGAGCACGGCAUUGUGCUAGACCAGGGCACCUGGCUGCAGAAUGAUGACAACUGGUGAAACCACACAUGAAAGAUGUUGGUGAACAAUUAUCUUCACCUCACGAUUCAUAAGUGUGAAAACAUUAAAAUACUUUAU
This is a messenger RNA of Coregonus clupeaformis (lake whitefish), 984 nucleotides long. RefSeq lists its product as uncharacterized. The coding region runs from base 19 to 906 and encodes 295 amino acids. The transcript has 2 exons. The record is from RefSeq and is a predicted model, not a curated record. Lineage: Eukaryota; Metazoa; Chordata; Actinopteri; Salmoniformes; Salmonidae.